UUCUAUAUUGCUUGAAAGGUUUCGCAAAGUACCUUGACAAAAAAUUUCUAUUCGUCCUGACCAAAAUCUAAGCACUUUAAGUAGUUACACGAGGUUUAAAAUCAUUGUUUAUUGUGUUCUGCUAUUAAUAAUGAAAAUCCAUAAAAAUGACAGAUGUAAGUAAAAAGAAAAAGUUAGAUUGUAAAGACUUAUAUGGCUACUUGCUGACACUCUCACCAAGUUCACUCAAUGCUCUGUAUAAUGAUCCGUUCACAUGUCUUGCAGUUUUUAGAGGUCUUCCAGAAUUAGCGAAACAUUAUAUUAUGCGGACUUUAUUUACAAACCAAUCUUUAUCAGAUGCAUUUGUUUUAUCAUGGUGUAAAAAAGAAUGGGCUAAAGAUCAUAUAGAAGCAGUAAACAAACUGAAGGGAUUACAUAUAUGGGUUAGUUUUGAAAUAGGAACUCCAAUGUUACGGUAUGAAUUUAAUAUUACUUUUCAAACAAAUUUAAGAAUAGGACUUUGUGGAGGAGGUCCUGUUCAAGCAACACCUUUAAAAGCAGUUGAAGAAAAACAUGCUCGGGAUGUUGCAUUUCUAGAUAAUUAUUCAAAAGAAAGAUGGGAAUGUAUUUUAUAUUAUAUGACUGGAUCUCAAGUUACAGGAAAUGCAGGCGUUAGUCAAGAUGUUGCACGUGUUCUUAUAAAUGCUGGGUUACUCAUUUUCGAUCACCAGGAACAAGCAACUUGCAUAACUUCAUCAGGAUUUCAAUUUUUACUUUUAGACACCUCUUCACAAGUAUGGUACUUUAUGGUUCAACAUUUAAACUCUAUGGAACCAGAAAUUCUUGUUCAAUGUUUAUCUUUCUUAUUUCAGACAAGCUUUUCAGUUCUUGGCAAAGAUUAUCCAGUUAAUGACUUAACAGAAGCUCAAUUUUCAUUUUUACAACUAUUACGUGAAAUUGGCUUAGCUUUCCAGCGUAAAAGAAAAUCUAAACGCUUUUAUCCAACAAGAUUGGCCAUUAAUCUGGGCUCAGCUGUUACCGGUAAUAGUGAUUCUAGUUCACAACAGCAAGGUUUUUUAGUUGUUGAAACUAACUAUAGGGUAUAUGCAUAUACUGACUCAGUUCUUCACAUUGCUUUGCUUAGCUUGUUUACAGAUAUUAAAGCACGCUUUCCAAGUUUUACUGUAGCUUUACUAAGCCGUGAGAGUGUACAGCAAGCAUUAGCAUGUGGAAUAUCUGCUGAACAAAUAAUUGAUUUUUUAAAAACUCGAGCACACUCACAAAUGACAACUAGCUCACCGAUUAUAGCUUCAACAAUCACUGAUCAGAUAAAACUGUGGGAAAUGGAAAGAGACAGGUUGCGUUAUUCUCAAGGUGUUUUGUACAAUCAGUUUCUUUCACAAAGUGAUUUUGAAAUGCUGCGAAAGUUUGCAGAUGAAAAAAAUCAUUUAUUGUGGGCAAAUAAUCAAAAACGUUUAAUGGUUGUAUCUAAGUCUGGUCAUGAAGAUGUAAAAAAAUACUGGAAGCGUAAUAAACCUAGCUAGCUUAAAAUUUAUAGGUUAUAAAUUUGAUUAGAGUUUUCUAAUAUUUUUA
Messenger RNA from Hydra vulgaris (swiftwater hydra), 1572 nucleotides. RefSeq names its product general transcription factor IIH subunit 4. The record is from RefSeq and is a predicted model, not a curated record. Gene Ontology annotation, molecular function: double-stranded DNA binding; ATPase activator activity. Lineage: Eukaryota; Metazoa; Cnidaria; Hydrozoa; Anthoathecata; Hydridae. Gene Ontology annotation, cellular component: transcription factor TFIIH holo complex; transcription factor TFIIH core complex. Gene Ontology annotation, biological process: nucleotide-excision repair.